UCUGGGAGAGACAAACCUCGUGACCAGUGAAUCGUUACAAGUCGCCAUAAACAAUUCCGUGUCGGAUCCACUCGAUGAUGCCCCCCCAGUCAUGGGCGAGGAGCCAAGCCACCUAGAACACACACAGGACUCGGGAGAGAUACACAUCAGUGGAGUGCAACAAGUUGUCAUUACUUCCAUUCGCGCAACCGAUCUCGCUCUUGGUCUCCGACGGAUUUCCGCUGGCUUCCAUGUAGUGAUCAAGGAUGACGGUGCUGAAUAUCAGACAAGCAAUAAAUCUGCACACGUAGACCGAGCUUCCGUCAAAUGGCACGAGCGCAUUAUCCUGCCAUGCGAGCCAUCUUCUAAAGUUCGGGUCAGCGUGUAUGCCGCAUUUGAAAUGGGUGCCAUGCUCUGUCACGGAGAACUUCUCCGCACAUUCGAGAUCUCCGUCGGAGAAUUACUCGAUCGCAGCGAAAGGUCGCAUCCCAUAAUGUUUCAACCGAAACAGGAGGAAGUCGUAUCCGCUUGUACUUCACUAUUCAUGACGGUGGAGCAGCGGCUUUCUGACCAAAACGACGGCGAAGUUCUUUGUCCCCUUAUUACCCUUACAUCUCGCGAUUUGGAUGUGUUAGCACAAAGGACGGAUGCCGGACAUCGUCUUCUCGCACGAUACCGCAGGACGCAGAACAAUAGUGAUCUCGACCGAUCCAUAGAUCACUUCGAACGCGCCUCGGACCUCUGCCCCGUGGAUCAUCCCUACCGCCGUGCAGCACAAUUCAAUCUAGCCACCGCAAAGUUCAUUAGUUGCCAAGCCAACGGAAGAUACCUCGGCCUCGACAUACCUAUCUCUCUUUUUCAAGACGCACUUGAUUUGUGUCCUACUGGUCAUCCAGACCGACCGACCACCCAACUCCAUCUUGCCAUUUCUCUGCUUUCUCGCUUCGCGAGACAGGGAUCUCGAACAGACGCCGACACGGCUGAAGAGCUACUGAGCGAAGUGCUUGAUGUCUGUCACGCCAACAGCCACAUUUACAGAGCAGCUUUGAUUGCAAUAGAAACAUCCGCUCUACAUUCUGCUGGAAGCAUGGAUGUAAAUGAUCUUCAACGGAGGCAGCCUACCGCAUCCAUAGUUCCGUUAUCGCCAAAUCAACUUGUUCAUCGAGCAGAGCGGUGUUUGCAGAGAGACGAGCCCCGUGCCUUAGAUGAAGUGAUAUCCCUUCAUUAUGAUGCACUGGGAUACUACAACACUGGUAAUGCUUGCCGGUGGCAAUUGCUAUGUAACCUGGGUAUAAUGCUGCGAACUCGCUUCGAGCGUCGAGGCAAUGACAAAGAUUUGGAUCAGGCCAUCACACUUCAGAUGGAAGCACUGGCCUUACACCCGGUCGGUGACACAGAUCGGUGCACGUCAUUAAACAACCUCGUGAAUCUACUCUCCUCCCACUUCAAGCACCGAGGCAACGAUGAAGACUUGGAUAAGGCUAUCGCACUUCACAGGGAAGCGCUGGCCUUGUGCCCCGUGGGUCACACAGGUCGGUCCGUGUCAUUAAAUAACCUCGCGAAUCGACUCUCCUCCCGCUUUGAGCACCGAGGCAACGACGAAGACUUGGAUCAGGCUAUCGCACUUCACAGGGAAGCACUGACCUUGCACCCCGUCGGUCACACUGGUCGGUACAAGUCAUUAAAUAACCUUGCAAAUCAAUUCUUUUCCCGCUUUAAGCACCGAGGCAACGACAAAGACUUGGAUGAGGCUAUCGCACUCCAGAGGGAAGCGCUGGCCUUACACCCGCGAGGCAACGACGAAGACUUGAAUCAGGCUAUCGCACUUCACAGGGAAGCUCUUGCCUUGCGCCCUAUCGGUCACACAGAUCGGUCUAUGUCAUUAAAUAACCUCGCGAAUCGACUCUUCUCCCGCUUUAAGCACCAAGGCAACGACGAAGACUUGGAUCAGGCUAUCGCACUUCACAAGGAAGCGCUGGCCUUGCGCCCCGUCGGUCACACAGGUCGGUCUACGUCAUCAAAUAACCUCGCGACUCUCCUCUCCUCCCGGUUUGACCAGCGAGGCAACGACGAAGACUUGGAUGGGGCUAUCGCACUUUACAGGGAAGCGCUGGCCUUGUGCCCCGUCGGUCACACAGGUCGGUCCGUAUCAUUAAAUAACCUCGCGACUCGACUCGACUCCCGCUUUGAGCACCGAGGCAACAACGAAGACUUGGAUCAGGCUAUCGCACUUCACAGGGAAGCACUGGCCCUGUGCCCCAUCGGUCACACAGAUCGGUCCAAGUCAUUAAAUAACCUCGCGAUUCUUCUCUCCUCCCGCUUUGAGCACCGAGGCAACGACGAAGACUUGGACAGGGCUAUCGCACUUCACAGGGAAGCACUGGCCUUGUGCCCGAUCGGUCACACAGAUCGGCUCGCGUCAUUAUGCAACCUCGCAAAUCGACUCUCCUCCCGCUUUGACUGCCGAGGCAAUGACAAAGACCUUGAUGAGUCACGAGAGCAUCUACGAUAUGCAUUGACUGUGUUGACGGAACAUCAUCCUCUUCAAUUACUAGUUCACCGCUCGCUGGCUAAGGUCUAUAUGUCGUUCCACCGUUCAGGCCUUGACGACACCGUCACAGGUGAUGAUAGUGAUAGUCUGAAUGCCGCCAUGUAUCACCUCAAGGCAGCAGCCAAUGUUGACUCUGCAGGCUUGCUAUCCCGCUUGCGGGCAAGUCUAAGUUGGGUUCGGGAUGCUCGUCAAUAUUCACAUGCCACUGACCUGGAGGCAUAUGCAACUUCCAUGCAACUUCUGGACGCUUACAUGUCUACAACAGCUUCAGUAUCGUCUCGCCACAAUAUUAUGAAGGACUUCCCAAGUACACUUGCCACUGAUGCUGCAUCGUGUGCUCUUCGCAGUGGUGAUGUGUGUCGCGCUGUUGAGUUGUUGGAACAAGGCAGGACCAUCAUCUGGACCCAGAUGACACGACUCCGCACCCCUCUUGACAGCCUGCAGACUCACGGCGAUCAUGCAGUAGCCCUGAUGCAGAGAUUCAGAGACCUCAGCUCCCUCCUCGAUAAACCUCCUGCGAAGAGUCCAGAAGGAAACCAGAGAGUCGAUGUGGAAGCAGAGGGAACUCGGUACAGACGUCUAGUGCAGGACUGGAAUAGAGCUGUAGACGAGAUCCGGAAAAUCGAGGGCUUCUCUCGCUUCCUCCUUCCCCCCUUAUUCUCCGAUCUUCAAGAUGCAGCUCGUGAUGGGCUCAUCAUUGUGCUCAUCGCAAGCAAGUCGUCGUGCCACGCCAUUAUCAUCCCGCACAAGCAACCUCCGACUAGCAUUCAACUCCCUACCGAUUUGCUGAAACUCAUCAAAUUGGUAAUGGCACUCCGAGCGGCAGUUGAAAAAGAGGCUGGUCCUAAAGGGAACCAAACAGCGCUCAUAAAAGCUUUGAGAGAGUUGUGGGAUGACGUGGUCGGCCCGGUGGUCGAAAGUCUGGGCGGAAUUGCACGACGAGGUUCCCGAAUAUGGUGGUGCCCAACGUCCCUCUUCAAUUUCCUGCCAUUGCAUGCUGCUGGCGAAUACAAGGCAAAGGGACAUUCCCUUUCGCAGCAGUACAUCUCUUCAUAUACACCAUCACUCACCGCGUUGAUCAAGGCUCGCGAAAGUCAUGACAGGUCCCCGUCGGUGCCCUUCGUUGCCAUUGGUCAGGAUUUCCCAGCCGGUGCCGCAUUCACUUUGGAUGCUGUGGAGCCUGAGCUGGAGUUGGUGCGGAGCCUUUUACCCUCUCCCCCAACUGUUUCCUUCUCCAAGAUAACCAGUGCUGAUGCCACAAAAUCGAGAGCACUGUGCGCGUUGCGAGACAAUGCUUGGCUCCAUCUAGCGUGUCACGGGACACAGAAUAUUGUCGAACCCUUCGAGUCGGCCUUUCUUAUGCGCGACCAGCCGCUAUCGCUCCUCGACAUCACACAAAUGGAUUUGUCUCGGCAUCAAUUUGCAUUUCUUUCUGCCUGUGAAACUGCAGUGGGUGACGAUGAUACUCCUGAUGAAGUAAUACACCUAGCGGCUGGCCUGCAAUUUGCCGGGGUUAAGAGCGUCAUUGGGACAUUAUGGAAAGUCAACGAUAGUACCGUGCACCGCUUAGUCGAGGCAUUCUAUAAAAACUUGUGCGGGGACGGCACAAUGAAUUCCAAACGAGCUGCCCGGGCGCUGCACCGAGCGGUCCAGUCGUUGGCUUGUGACACGGAUAUGCCCUUGGACCAGCGCAUAGUGUUCGUGCAUAUUGGCAUAUAAUCAAUUCCCGUCCAGUCAGAGCCACGCACAAUCUGUUACUUGCCAAGGAGUUCGAUAUUUCAGACUUU
Molecule: messenger RNA, 4317 nt
Organism: Suillus bovinus
Lineage: Eukaryota; Fungi; Basidiomycota; Agaricomycetes; Boletales; Suillaceae
Product: CHAT domain-containing protein
Exons: 8
Coding region: 92-4249 (1385 amino acids)
Molecular function (GO): protein binding
Source: RefSeq, a predicted model, not a curated record